This is a messenger RNA of Perkinsus marinus ATCC 50983, 666 nucleotides long. RefSeq lists its product as hypothetical. The record is from RefSeq and is a predicted model, not a curated record. The transcript is spliced from 2 exons. Bases 1 to 666 code for a protein of 221 amino acids. NCBI's taxonomy places the organism in Eukaryota, Perkinsozoa, Perkinsida, Perkinsidae.
AUGAACGUGAUUGAUAAGCAUAAGGAGUCUAUCGAUGUUGAGAAUGCCCGCCUACGUAAAGAAUUAUCUACCUCGGUGGGUGCGUUAGACGAGAAGGUUUAUAACUCUGUAGAGGAGUUGAGGACUGCUACUAAUGAUAACUUUAAUGCUGUGAAGAUUUGCUUGGAUGAUCGUGACCGUCAACACAAUGAAGUGACUUCUAGGUUUGAUCGUCGUCUUGAGGCUAUUGAUCUCAAAUUGACGAAUAUGGGAAGGCCUACUGUGAAGACGGUGCAGGGUGCUCAAGCUUUUGAUUUAAAUCCUGAUCGUGUAGGAGCUCAACAGGUUAUUGGUAGUAAUAACGAUUUGAGGAGUCCUUAUGAUAGGCAUGUUACGUUGAGAAAAUGUACUGGCUCUGCCUUUAGCUUGAAUGGUAAUGGAGAGCCUUUUGGUCGUGAUGUAGGUCGUAGCAGUCAUGACCAAGGUCUUCCUGUGGCGUCGAAUGCUACCUCUGAUUAUGGUAUGCCUUUGUACGGGCAGGAGAGUCCGAGCUUUUCCUUCAACCCCGUUGGUUCUGGUGGUGGGUCUAAGGCAACUACAGAGCAUGGGGCUGGGUAUGUGCAGGUGACCCUAGUAGAGGCCGAAUCUACUCUAGUAAUGGUCCUGAAUGUCACCAAGAACGAGUAA